Molecule: messenger RNA, 1041 nt
Organism: Striga asiatica
Lineage: Eukaryota; Viridiplantae; Streptophyta; Magnoliopsida; Lamiales; Orobanchaceae
Source: the annotation of a GenBank genome assembly
GAAGAAUAUAUGACAUAUAAAACAAGGAAAAAAACUCACCUAUUUUCUCCGGUUAUCUCCAUUCUCAACAAAAGUCGCAUUAAUAAAACUUCGUGUUUAUCAUGCUUUCACCUUUCUAGUUUUUACAGCCUCGUCGCAUUUCCAAUCCGCCGACUCCAUCGUCUUCAUCUUUCUUGCAUAAUCGUUUGCCCCCAAGAAAAUGGGGAUUCAAAGGAUUUCUGUUUUGGCAAUAACCUUAUCCUUCAUCGUUUGGGUGGUUUUGAUUUUGGAAAAAAUCGAGUGCAGAGAUUUAGAAUCGCCGCAGUACACAGUGGUGCACUCAGAAUCUGAUUUUGAGAUUAGGUUUUACAGAGAAACCGUUUGGAUGUCUGCGCCUUCCGAUGAGAUUUCGUUUGAGAAAGCUACAAAAGACGGAUUCCACAGAUUGUUCCAGUUCAUACAAGGCGCAAACUUGAACUUCUCGAGAAUUCCAAUGACAAAGCCCGUUUUGACAAGCAUCGUCCCCGGAGCCGGGCCCCUCCACUCGUCUGCCUACUUUGUCGGGCUCUACUUGCCCGUCAAGUUCCAGGUGGGCCCACCUGUCCCGCUUCCUGAAUUGGGCCUCAUGCCCAACAGGUGGAAAAGCCAUUGCAUUGCAGUUCGAAAGUUUUCAGGAUUUGCAAGGGAUAACAAUAUCGCGAAGGAGGCUGAGAAGUUGGCCGUGAGCUUGAGCAGGUCUGAGUGGAGAAACUCGACUUCUACACAAAGUGGGUACGCGUACUCCAUUGCGCAGUAUAAUUCCCCUUUCAAGUUUAUCGGGCGUAUUAACGAGGUAUGGGUGGAUGUUAAUGGGUCGGAGAAAGAUGGCUGUAAGUCAAAUCUCUUGGCUGCAUAUUGAGGAGCUUCCUAGUAAAUACUCUCCGUCUCUUUCGAACUGUUUUUUCUUUGUAGAGUUGUAUUUUUUUCUUUGUAGAGUUGUAUGGGUGGUGGAAAAACAAGUUACAUUGUAUUUCCAUAAUAAUUAAUUAAAAUAUGACAGAUAUGGUGUUCGAUUCUCAAAAA